AUGCUUGAUGCGGCUCACCCUUGGCUUUACGUCCGAGUGCAGAAGCCAAAGAGCCGACGAAAAAGUGCAAAAAUCCAGCAUGUGAAGAUCGGAGACCCGGCCGUGCUCUCUUUUCUGCAAAAGCUUUGGCAAAGCUUGGGACGAAACGAGUUUCUGUGUCCUGGCUCCCCCGCUGUCUUCAGGCGACGGUGGGACAAAAUUCUUGCCGCUCUGGAUGUGCCUUCGGGCGCGCACCUUACACCUGCUUCGCUACGAGCUGGAGGUGCAAUCCAUGCUUUUCAAAUUGGAACGCCGGUGUCUGAUCUUCUCUGGAGGAUGAGGCUAAAAUGA
Molecule: messenger RNA, 330 nt
Organism: Symbiodinium pilosum
Lineage: Eukaryota; Dinophyceae; Suessiales; Symbiodiniaceae
Source: the annotation of a GenBank genome assembly